Molecule: messenger RNA, 10668 nt
Organism: Scylla paramamosain (green mud crab)
Lineage: Eukaryota; Metazoa; Arthropoda; Malacostraca; Decapoda; Portunidae
Gene: shep
Product: RNA-binding motif, single-stranded-interacting protein 2-like
Exons: 10
Coding region: 692-2038 (448 amino acids)
Cellular component (GO): nucleus; cytosol; ribonucleoprotein complex
Molecular function (GO): mRNA 3'-UTR binding; poly(U) RNA binding; poly(A) binding
Source: RefSeq, a predicted model, not a curated record
GUGCCGGUAUCUCUCUUGGCACCGCUAGUUAGAGAUUCCACUCUCGUGUAUAGAAUAGGGAUGUCAGAGGGCACUGGCAGGGUGCCGCACGGCAGGGGAUGUGGGUGAUUGUGGAGCAGCAGCAGGGGGAGGCAGGGCUCAAGAAACGGAGUCUUAUUGCCUACUCCAUCAGAUCACCGGCGAUAACAUCUUUGUAGCCUACAUUCAUCAUAUGGGUGUCAUACCUUGGCAUGACCAUACAAUUCAUUCUUGCCCACAACAUAUGGGCACACCCUCCUUCCUUCCCAGGGACUCCACCCUCCUGUAGUGAGGAAAUUCCUGUGUGGAAAUGGUUGGUGAUUAUGGAGUUGAUGGAAAAAUGGGGGCUUGACAGGGACCUCAGUUAUGGCUGUAAGUGAGGUAUGAGAGAGAUUAAAAGGAAUGAUACAAGGCUGAUGCAGGAUUUGAAGGUUGUGAACAGUGUUAUUGAAAGGACAACUUGUUUUGGAAAGUGGAUCCCAAGUUGGGUAUGAGAAAAGGAAGAAAGACUAAUAAGGGUUAGGUGGAAUACACAUUUGGUGCUCUGAGCUUAAAGGGUGGAGCUGAAAGUGGAUAAAAAGAGUUAAAGAAAAUGAACAGUGGAAAGAAAAGUAGGACAAAUAAGGAUUGAGGUAAUGUGAGUGCUGUGGAGGUGAGGGAGGCAGUUGUCACGAUGAAUGGUGUGGCAGGAGGUGGCCAUCACGACACAGCCCCGCACCGUACCACCACCACCCCUGCUGCCACAGACCAGUCAGUCAGACAGCACCACAGGGCUAAGAUGAAUGGUGAUACGUCCCACCCACCAAGGGAAAAGAAGCCCAAGACCUACACACCAGGAGGCGGAGGCGGCCACGGGGCAGCGGUGUCACCCAUCACCACAUCCUCGACAUCAGUUGGUGCCCUUGGGGGAAGUGGCGGGGGCGGCGGCGGCGGUGGUGGCGGCAGUGGAAGUGGAGGUGGUGGCGGGGGUGGCGGGGGAGGGGGCGCUGGGGGCUACUCAGCCACCUCCCCGUCGCCCCACUCAAGCUACGGUGAACAGCUUUCCCGCACCAACCUGUACAUCCGAGGCCUUAGUCCCGAGACCACUGACAAGGACCUGGUAGAGAUGUGCAAGAAAUACGGCAACAUCAUAUCAACAAAAGCUAUCUUAGACAAGAACACAAACAAAUGCAAAGGCUACGGGUUUGUAGACUUUGAGUUGCCAGCUGCAGCAGACAAGGCAGUUAAGGGUCUGCAGGCUUCCAACAUCCAGGCACAGAUGGCCAAGCAGCAGGAGCAAGACCCUACCAACUUGUAUAUUGCCAACCUGCCACCUCACAUGAAUGAAGCAGAGUUGGAACAGCUCCUAGCACAGCAUGGACAAGUCAUUUCCACACGUAUCCUCAGAGACAACAAUGUACAGUCCAGAGGUGUUGGCUUCGCGAGAAUGGAGUCUCGGGAGAAGUGUGAGCACAUUAUUCAGAUAUUUAACAAAAAGGUGCUGCGAGGAGCCAAGGAAGCUCUACUCGUCAAGUUUGCUGAUUCUGGCAACAAAAAGCGAAACCAAUAUAAAUCCAAGGACCAGGGCAACUGGGAAAGACCUGAACCCAUACAAGUGUAUGAACACCAGCCGUCUCUCCUCACUCCCAAUGGGACUCUGAUGCCUUCAGUGGCUCAUGGUGCGUUCCGGCAGUACCCCCCGUCCCAGGUGCCCCCAUACCCCCUGCAGCCCUUCUACAUCAUGCAGCACUCAACCCUCCCACACAUGGAUGUGCCUCCGAUAAUACAAACUCCGGUGGACACCAGCCAGGUGCCCUACUCACAGGCCGUCAUCCCAGCACUGACCACACACAUGCAGCACCUUCACCUCACUCAUGGCUCUCCAGGAGGGUAUUUGAGUGGAACGUACCCUGCCUCUCCUUAUCCCCCCAUGAUGCAGCACAUGACCAUGAUUGAUGAUACCACUGCGCACUCUCCAGACGAGUACCAGCCCUACCCUACCACACCCGGCCCUGUCCAGUGCCAGCAGCAGCCCAAGUAACACUGUGUUGAACUAGGUCAUCUCAUUAGCCACUAUCUUGUCCUUCUGAAGUGGGGAAGCCCUAUCCAAGAAUCACGGUGUUUGGGCUCUGUGGGCCACAGUCUCAUGUCAGUACGGUAGUGUAACUAUCGCCUCAACUAACUCAACACUACAGCAGGGGGACUGUGCUGGAAAAAUUGCAGUCCACAAUUCAUGUGUCUUGUCCUUGUAUAUCAAUCAACUUGAAAGAAACAUUGUAAAAAAAAUUGGCCUCAAAACUCCCAUCAUCUCACUAAGAAAAAACAAAAAGAAUUAUAUAGCAUGAGUGCUGGCAACACUGUGGUCUGAGCACCCCAGACUGCUGAAGUCAGGCCUGCCAGAAGAAAGUAGGUGGGCAGCCCUAUCUGCUGAGGCCGCCCUGGGCUUCCUACUGCACCCAGCCAGCCAGUCACAAAAUGCAAGAAGAGUUUCCCUCGCCCAGGCAGGUGGGUUGGUCCUGCGUCCAGGCAGUGUGGGACCUGUGAUUCAGUUAGACACAAGUGUAGAAUGACUAGCUUAGAACAUUUCUUUAAGUAAGCAAGUGCAAACUUAUGGGUCAAUAAAAGAAAUUGCAUUAUUUCCCAAGUUCUUGUUGAUCUGUGGAAAAUAUUAGAAUCAUCCCUUCAGUUUAAAGGAAAAGAAAAUUAAGAAUGUCUUGAACCUUGUGAUCUACUUCUACAUCAUGACUGUCUAUUGUUUCUAUAGCUCAAUGCUGUCCAUGAAAUAUCUUACCUUUGAUGCUGUUAUUUAUUUGGUCUUGAGUAAACCCUCCCAGAGCUGCCUAACUGCAUGUCAUGAAUGAAGACAGGCCUCUUCAUUAUGUGUAUGUAUAUGUAUACAAUCAGUUUUGUUUACAAUUGCUAGAAGUUUUAGCUGAUCCUUCACUUGGGUUAAAUGACUGGUCUUUGUCCCCCAGAGCCUAUUUUUCACACAGUUGACCGACCACGGUCUUACAUAGUCCUCGGCUGCCUUCCAAACCAGUAAGAAGUAGACAAGAACUAAAGUAGAAAUUGAUGUCAAUUGUUACUUGGAGGCAACUCACUGUAAGCCUCUACCCAGAGUGGAGGCUGUGGCUUGCUGGGAGGCAGGCAGCCGGCCUGCCUUUCCCUGCAGCCAUGCCCAACCGCAAAGUCACCCAGUAUAGUUAAGUAGGAAAUGAAAAAAUAUUACUUCCAUUCAGUCAUAUUCCUUAUAAGUAUUUUGCCAAGUAUACAUAAGGUACAUAAAUUAUUGUUUAUACUGCAAUUAGCAAGUGGAAAAUUAAUAUAAAUCUAUUCAGCAAUUUUUACAUUGAAAGCACUUGUACAUAUAAUUUCCAGUACAUAAAUUAGAAACAAAUUAUUUAUUUUCUGAUACAGUAAAAAUAGGUGGAAGCAUUAUACCCUACCACUACUACUACCUUGGUAACAUUUUCUUAAACACUUAAACAUGCCAUGUGGAAGGAUUUUCAAUGCUUUAUCAAUGCAAAUCUGGCUCCAUGAUAUUUAUGCUUACUAUUUGAGUGGCUGCCUGAAAACUGUGGUUCUACCUUGCUAAAGAAAAGUUCCCCUUUUUCCAUAAGAGAGAGAGAAGAGGAAUGUUGAGGGGAUGAUAUUCAGAAGUCAUGUAGAAUCAGUUUUCCUGUAUCGGCCCGAGAGAUGCACUCAUGAGCCUUGUUGAUGCAUCCUCACAGCACUGCAUAGCAUUGGCCUUUCACUGUUGUAACUGUUUCCUUGUGAUCGUCUGAUUUGUCUUCAUGUAUUUAUAGUGAUUCAGAAAAACUUCAGCUCUUUGUUUCUCAUUUCAUUUUGUUUUUUAUUCCAGACUUGUGUUUUUCCCUUCUCUCUUACUCUUUAUUUGCCUUCUUCUUCCCCAGAUUCACUCUACCCUCCAUCCUCUCUCUCUCUCUCUCUCUCUCUCUCUCUCUCUCUCUCUCUCUCUCUCUCUCUCUCUCUCUCUCUCUCUCUCUCUCUCUCUCUCUCUCUCUCUCUCUCUCUCUCUCUCUCUCUCUCUCUCUCUCUCUCUCUCUCUCUCUCUCUCUCUCUCUCUCUCUCUCUCUCUCUCUCUCUCUCUCUCUCUCUCUCUCUCUCUCUCUCUCUCUCUCUCUCUCUCUCUCUCUCUCUCUCUCGUACUAAUUCUUCUUCUCAUUCUUCCAAGACUCAUCCUAUGAUUUUUCUAUGACUCGGUUUCAGUUUUAGCAAUGUAACAACUUCAACAGUGAUUAGGCUAACAAUUCAGGGGAGAACAUGCAGCCUCACCUCACACCAACACUUACACAGAGGAGACACCAGUGUUCUGCAGGAGCUCCUCUACUCAGCCAUAGAGUAGCACAACUGCUAAAUAGUGCAGUUUACACCAUCAGCACUACUCUCACACCAUUCAUCAUUUGUUAGUUGGAAGACUCAGUGGUGGUGCGUGGAGGCAGCUUAGUUCCUGGUGCUAGUCUCGGGCAGGUCAGCUGACGGUAGCAGGACUGUUCCUCACAUUACUUACAUUCCACUGUAUAUUUCCUUCUUUAAUCAAUCCCAUUUAGCAACUCUUUCAUUUACUUUUUUUUCCUGGCUGCUUUUUAGAGCAGUUUUGCAUUUUUCCUUUUUUUAAUAACUAAAAGAAAUAUUGAAUAGAGUAAAAUAAUAGUUUAUUUUUUAAAAGCGUCAAGAAAGAAAACAUAUUUCCAGUUUUAGAUAUGUGCCUUUCUUCAGAGACAUAAAUUCAUACAGGGACUCCCAGUAGUUGAAAUCCAUGCCAAAAUCUUCUAGUGGAUUCCAAAGUAAUUUCAUUAUUAUGGGUAAGAGAGGUUUUGCCGGUGCAGCCCGUGUCCCGCCCCUGUGUUGCCUGGGCCGGCAGCCCCUGCAGCAUUUCCUUGUGUGGAAGUAGAUGUCAAGCUGAGCAAUCCCUAUUGAUUUGAAGUUCUGUGGAAGAAUGUUGUUGAGUGCCUGUUGACUGAUUUUAUUUUAAUUUAGGAAGGAAAUGUAUGGAUAGAGAUUUAUUUUUACUUUUAAGUAGGGAGAAGAUGAAUAUCAAACAAAAUGCAAUUGUGAUACUUAUAGAACAUUUGAAUGUAAAUAGUAAACUAACCCAUCCAGGGCCUCGGCACAGCUGGCCGGGUGAUGGUCCAUUUGGUGGUGGUGGUGGUGGUGGUGGUGGUGAUGGUGAUGGUGAUGAUAGUAGUGGUGGUGGUAAUGGUAGUAGUGGUGGUGGCAGCAAGCCCAUCCUGGGUAAUGCUCCAACACUGGGGGUUUGUUUCCUCCUUGGAUGUGGCUUCAGGCUGAUGGAUAUUUUGAAUGAUUUAGUUGUCAGAGAUUGGUUUAUAAAUUUACAAGAGAAGGCACAUGCUCAAUUGUUCAAAGAUUGAUUAUGCGAUUUUAAAAAAAGUAAUUUAUUUUGAUUAUUUAAGUAAAGAAUGAUUAUUUUUGUUGCAUGAUUCAUAUGCAGCAGUAGACAUAUAUAUGAUAUUUAUGUUAAUUAAUUUAAUUGUCAUAUAUAUAUAUAUAUAUAUAUAUAUAUAUAUAUAUAUAUAUAUAUAUAUAUAUAUAUAUAUAUAUAUAUAUAUAUAUAUAUAUAUAUAUAUAUAUAUAUAUGACAGGGAAAGAUUAAAAUUAUUGGUGAAUAUUUUAACUCAUUUCUUUUUAACAUUAUCAAAGUAUGUUGAGUGAUGUGAAAUUCUGUCUUCCUGUGUUGAGGCCAGUGUGUGCUGCUGCAAAUUUUAUGGAGAAAAUUUUGUUGCUGCAUGGAUGAAUUGCUAUGUUGAUUUAUCAAAAACUGUAACAACAACCAAAUUAAUUAUUUUAUAUAAAAUUUUAAAGUUUAGCCAUCCUAAGUUGUGUGUAUGUGUGCAUGUGGGAGACUGUGUUCCAUUGAGUGUUGCAUUUUGUUUUUAUAUUAUAAUGAAAGGUUUCGAAGAAUUACAUGAAAAUGGAUGAGGUAGAAGCAGACACAGUUGGUCUCAGUGUUGGAUGACAGCUGGCAAGAGAAAGCACCCGCACCUCGGGAGCAAGAGGUGAAGCUCAAGCAGUGAAGGCUGUGCCGGGCAGCUGGACUGGUGGAGUGUUGACACGUUCCUAAUGUCUCGUGCUACACCGCAGCAGCCACACUCACAGCAGCAGCCCACCCCACCCACACAAUAGGUAUUACUGGCUGUUGAGUUCUCCUCCUCUGGACAGUCAGCAAGACAGGAAUUAUGUGGAAGCUUUAAGUGGUGGGGGAAAACAUGAGACUGAAAAUGAAGGAUCUAUUCUAAUGAUUAGUGCUUAGUCUGAUCAGUGUGACAAGGACUCUUGCUAGCGCUGUAAAGUAACAGGUGGAGUGACUAGUGUACUGUACAGCUAGAUGAUGUUAUAAAUAACCUAUUGAGACUGUUGAAAGAAUAUAGGUUUAUUUUGAUAACAAGGCUUAUUUUAAUAAGAACUACAUAUACCUGACACACCAGCAUGUACAUAAGUGUCAAAUGAAACAAAUGUGUACAUUUCAAAUGAUUACUAGAUUUUUUUUUUAAGUGUCAUCAUGGAAAUUAAGUAAGAAGGCACAGUUGUACAUACCAUCUUCAUUAUCUGUGAAAUGAAGACAAUGUGCAUCAGGACGACACAGUCAACUUGUUGAGGCGAGGACGAGAGGCCGGGCGGCUGUGCUGCCCCCGGCAUUGCCACACCCACCCAGAGUCUCAAUACAUGAGAGAAGUGACUCACAUGCUUAGUUUAGGGCCUGAAGACAGUGUAGCAGCCACAGGAGUACCAGUGUUGGCAUGGGCCGCGUUGUGUUCUGUGACUGCUGUGGCCGCAACACUCUACCUAGAGUUAAGGCACUUCCAAAGUUAAGAAAAUGCAAAAAAGAUGUGUUAUUCAAAAUCUGUGGCGUUGUGUUUUGUGAAAGUUUCUCUUCUUUUCUUUAUUUUCAGUACACUUUCUUCACUGUGAAUUUUGUGCAAACGAAUCUAGAUUUAAGAAUUGUAGGGAAAAGAUGUAGUUUUAAGGAAAGCCUUAGUUGUAAGUGUUAACAAUAGACCUUUUCCUGAGCAGUUGUUAUAGGUCAAAGGUGAGCAGGCUGGUCCUGCCACACACACCUUCCAUAGCACACAUAUUGUGUACGUGUUGGUGGUGGUAAGCGGCACCCCAGCCUGGGCCUGUCUGCUCAUCUUGUGACUGUGAACAGCUGCUUAGCUGCAUCUCCCAGGGCUAUUGAAUAAGGUUAAUCUUUCAAAAAUGUGAUUUUUUGCAAAUUGUAUAUGAGAUGAAAACCAAGUUGUAGAAAAAUGAAUGUGCCCAUUCCAAACGUCUUCCCUGUGCUCCGGAGGGGAUGAGUAUGGAGACCUCAGUAGUGUCCCCAGCGCCUCCCUGUUGCCCCGCACCCUCCUCCCCUCCCCCAGCCAGGCUCAGUCACUGACACAUCUUCAGGUGGAAUUUUGUUUUCCUUUUCAAUUUUAGAAAUGAUAGAAUUCAAGCCCACUAGAAAUCUUGAUUAUGACAUUUGAGUUUUCAGCAUUUUUAUCAGAUCCUCAUUGAAAUCAGAGGAGCAAGCACAGGAUCCGAGGAGUGUGUGUAUGUGAGGCUGCCUGUGUGUGUGUCCCUUUUGAGGGGAAGGGGAAGGGGAACUUGCGAGGACUUGAUGGGUUGAAUACCUUAUUUCUGUUAAGCUGAUUAGUUUGUUAACCAAAGUAUUGUUGAUAUCACCAAAGUCAUAUUUUAUUACAACUUAAUUAGUAGAAAAUGAACAGAUGCAUCCUAAAUUGCUAUUAGUCAGGUUCUUGGGGCUAGAGUGUGUGGCCCCAACCUCAGCCAGCGCCAAACACCACCAGUACAAACCAACAUUGGAUCAAUAGCUUGCUCAGCCAUCACUCAACACUUGUUUUGUGAAAGGUUUGAAGAUUAGACCUUUUUUUCUUGUAGCUGGACUAAUUUUAUUCAAUGCAUUGCCAACAUGAUCAUAUAUAUGUAUGAGUAUACCUGCAAUGAAUAGUAUGAACCACAUUGUAAGAGAGGCAUCAUAAGCCUUGUCCAGCUGCUCCAUCUGGUGGCUCACUGCCAUUACAGCAACUCCUGCCAUGGAUGUGCAUGAGAUAUACAAGGGAAAUCACUUGCCUCUUAAGUCCAUGGUCACAUAGGAGAUGGCAUCUGGGCUUACCAAAUACAAGUUCACCAGGUUGAGCACUAAUGUUGGAAUGAGAUGUCUGCCAAGUAGAGUUCACAUUAAGGAUGGUAUGUAGUAGGUUCCAGUGUGCUAGGCUCAGAGGUGACUCCCACCCCCAGUCUUCUCCAGCCCUAUCAUAUGGCCACCUAGCAGUGAGCACGGUAGUGAUUGGAGUGAAGCUUCAUAUCGCAUUGAGCCUGGGUAAAAGAAAGUCCAAUGAGAGCUAUUUUUGUAUCCCCAGCCCCACAGAUCCCUCCCACCCCAGCACCCUCAGAUUUCAAGCAAUAUUAUAGUCAACAGAAGGUCUUGAGGAAAAUGCAAGAAGGUGCAUGUAUGAAGACUUAGGUUGGGACAACUGCUGGUGCUGUAGAACACUUAGGUUGGCUCCUGUUCCCAGAUAGGAUGAGUUGUAUUGGUUAUUAAUUUUCAGAGAUUUGCUUAUCAGAGAGAUGAAAAAAAAAAAAAGCACUCCCAUAACCCUAGGCCAGACAAACAGACAUAUAUUUAAACUUCACUUGACUUUCAAAAUAUCUCAUGAGCUCUGCCAUAAAACAUCAGUUAUUGGCUUUGAGAAUUGGGAAAAAUUUACAUCAAGAAUACAGAAUUGAAAAAUUGGCCAUAAUCUUGGUUAUUUUCUGAAUUUUUAUUGGCAGGCAAGAUCAUGUUCUUGUAUACAAACAUUAUCAUGAUGGAGUGGGAUGUUGGCUCAGCUGUGAGGAAAGGAGCAGCAUGGGUGAGAGACAGGGUGGGUGCCACAACCCUUCAGGGCCCUGUAGAAGCUUCAUAAUAGUCGGGCAGGGGAGUAGCCUGACAUACUCCAUGGGACUUAUUUAGCAGGAGUGUACAGGUCUUUCGCUGGGACAUGACCAACUCAGGUGACUAGUGUAAGAUACAUCGCCUUAUGCCCUGGUUGUGUGGUGGCACCACACCUGCUCUCCUCUUCCUUGCCUGCCCCUUUCUUCAAUUAGACUAACCCUCUCUUCAAAUAUACAUUUGAUUGAUCGUAUUUCAGUUUAUUAAGUUAUACCUGUCAUAACCCUGAUGUCUCUUCUUGUCUUACCAUACCUUGAACUAAGUUGUCUUUCAUAACAUUUCGUUAGGUAUGUUUCAUUCUUGCUGUAAAAUUAGUAAACAUUCUUCACUUUAUGAAAAAAAAUCACUAUCCUAUUAUAUCCAUUUUUCCCUUCAUCUUUUUCCCUAUGCUAACAUUCUCCCUCCCUGCACUAGCCAGCAUUAAUUUGUCCUCAAGAAAUAAUAAAAUUAAACCAGAGCUAAACAAAACAAGAGACAUGGGAACCGGCCCAUUGCAAGACAUUAAUUGAAUUGACCACAACUUUCUCCCCAGUGUUCUCUACCCACUGAGGUGAAUCAGAUGACAUGGUGGGCAGUUUCCACAUCUCAGCUCACAUGAGUCUUGCUUCAUCCUAUCUCAUAUUUCCAUGUUCAUAAUAAGGCCAAUUUACAAGCUUUAAAAGAGGUAUGUGGCUUCAUAGGAUAUGAGGAUAUGAUGACCCACAACCAUUUUAUGGUUUUAACCUGAGUUGAACUUUGUGAUUGAUGCUGCAACAAUUAUGAUGUCUUAAAAUGAGGAAAUUCUUUAUCUGCAUCUCAGUUAAGGAUUACAACUAGUUUUCUAUGUGACACUUCUUUUUGACUUUAUUUAUUUGUAUUUUGUUAUUGAAUACAGACAAACCAGUAUACAGGAGCAGCACUUACGACUGUAAUACACUUAAUUGUAUUGCAUUCCUGGGAAGUAUAGUAUACUUCAUGAUACAUCCAAACUUGCACUUCUCUCAUUGAGUGAGUUACAGCUAGGCUUCCCUCAUGACUAUAUUGGCAAACCAUCUUAUAUCUUCACAACCAUCAGAUAAGGCAAAUAUUAAUAAUAAUAAAAAAAAAGUAUUGGCAUUCACAACUGCCUGCUUGUUUGUGUUUACUCGGACCCCGAUUCUGUUAUUUAUUUAUUUGUUUUAUUUUAUUUUAUUUUAUUUAUUUUUUUAUUUAUUUAUUUAUUUUUUUUUUUUGUUACAUCUAGUCCUUAUAAUAUACCUUUCCAGGGAAAUCCAAAUAUACUGCGCUGGACAUGGUCUUUAACCCCACUUAACACAAGCUCAUAGGAGAAUGAAUGUCCAUUGGGAUAGGGGACAGAGGCAGAUUGCAUGCGCCUGUAGCUCACCAUGAGAGAGGUACAGCCUCCCUCAUCACACAGUAUUUAUAAAGAGCCCUUUGCUGACCCUGUACAUAGGAUUGACAUGACUUUUAUUUUGUCUUAAUUUAUACACAAGAUUAGAAUUUUGCUGACCAGAAUGACUGGAGUUGUGGUUAAUAGGGGCGAAGUUUGUGAAUGGCAAAUGAAACCACUGGUAACAUAUGCAAGACUCGUGACGCAACACUUUUCCUUUAUUGUCACGGAUGAGUGGAAUGGCAUGAAAUAUUAUAAAUAGUGAUUCUUCAAUGUGAAGUUAAUAUUGUUGACAGAUGAAAGGACUAAAUAAAAAUUUUAUGUUUAA